Messenger RNA from Dioscorea cayenensis subsp. rotundata (Guinea yam), 3658 nucleotides. Its product is annotated as probable histidine kinase 3. Lineage: Eukaryota; Viridiplantae; Streptophyta; Magnoliopsida; Dioscoreales; Dioscoreaceae. Gene Ontology annotation, molecular function: phosphorelay sensor kinase activity. Gene Ontology annotation, biological process: phosphorylation; phosphorelay signal transduction system. The record is from RefSeq and is a predicted model, not a curated record.
AGUACUUGCGUGUAGGGGUUGUCCAGUCUGAUUGGGAUUUGGGAUGAGAAACACUGGCAAUGCAAGCUAGUGUUUGCAUCAUGAUGAGCAAUCUCUUAGCUCUGGGAUCUGAUUUGGUGGUCCUGUACUUUGUUUUGAUGGUCUGCUGUGGGCUUUGUUCUGAGAUCUCCAUGAACUGGUUCUUGAGAACUGAUUUUAUGGAUCAAAAGACCAGCUUUCUCAGUGAUAAAAGCCGGUUUUUUAUUGAACUGCCUGAAAUUUUCUCACUGAAAACCUGGAAUAACCAUCGUUAUACCCAUUGCUUUGGGUGGAAGAAGCUUAGAGAAUCAUGGUGGAAGAAGCUCCUAAUACUGUGGGUUGUUGGCUGGCUCUUGGGGUCUGCAUGGAUUUUCUGGUUCAUGUGCUCGCAGGCCGUCGAAAAGAGAAAGGAGUUGCUGGCAAAUAUGUGCGAUGAGCGUGCUCGAAUGCUUCAAGAUCAAUUCAAUGUCAGCAUGAAUCAUAUACAGGCCUUGGCAAUCCUGGUUUCAACAUUCCACCAUUCCAAAGAUCCUUCUGCAAUUGAUCAGAGAACGUUUGCAAGAUACACCGAAAGAACUGCUUUCGAGAGGCCAUUGACUAGUGGUGUGGCUUAUGCCGUAAAGGUGCUGCAUUCUGAAAGGGAGCGAUUUGAGAAGCAGCAAGGGUGGUCUAUUAAGAGAAUGGAUACUGAAGACCAGUUACCCGCCCGUGAAGAUGGCUUGGCCCCUGAGACCCUGGAAACAUCACCCGUUCAAGAGGAAUAUGCUCCAGUGAUCUUCGCACAGGACACUGUUUCACAUGUUAUUUCUUUCGAUAUGUUGUCUGGAAAGGAAGAUCAUGAGAACAUUCUGCGCUCGAGAGAAUCUGGAAAAGGGGUCCUAACGGCUCCUUUUCGGCUGCUAAAAUCAAAUCGCCUUGGAGUUAUUUUAACAUUUGCAGUCUACAGUACAGAACUACCUUCAAAUGCAACCCCUGCUGACCGUAUCCGAGUGGCUAUUGGGUACAUAGGUGGCAUUUUUGACAUCGAAUCGCUGGUUGAUAAGUUGCUUCACCAACUAGCAUGUAAGCAAUCAAUCAUUGUCAAUGUGUAUGAUACCACUGAUCCUGUUAAACCUAUUAGUAUGUAUGGUACAAACCUGACGGGCGAUGCUAUGUACCAUAAAAGCAUCCUUCAUUUUGGGGACCCAUUGAGAAAGCAUGAAAUGCAUUGCAGUUUCACACACAAGCCGCCGUUUCCAUGGCUUGAAAUAACAACAUCCAUUGGAACUCUUGUGAUCGCGUUACUAAUUGGGCAUAUAUUCCAUGCAACGGUUAAUCGUAUUGCAAAGGUGGAAGAUGACUAUAGGAAGAUGAUGGAACUUAAAAAGCAGGCGGAGGAUGCAGAUGUUGCUAAAUCUCAGUUCUUGGCAACUGUUUCUCAUGAGAUCAGAACUCCAAUGAAUGGUGUCUUAGGCAUGCUUCAAAUGCUUAUGGAUACUGAGCUGGAUAUUACACAGCAGGAUUAUGUGAGAACUGCACAAGCCAGUGGCAAAGCUUUGGUUUCGUUAAUAAAUGAGGUUUUGGAUCAGGCAAAGAUUGAAUCUGGAAACCAUGAGCUCGAGUACGUGCGAUUCGAUUUGCGGAUACUCUUAGAUGAUGUCUUAUCACUUUUCUAUGGCAAGUCUCAAGAAAAAGGGAUAGAGUUGGCUGUAUAUGUUUCUGACAAGGUACCUGAAGUUCUAAUUGGUGAUCCUGGGAGAAUUCGGCAGAUAAUCACCAAUCUCAUUGGGAAUUCUGUUAAAUUCACGGAGAAAGGACACAUCUUUGUUAGUGUCGAUCUAGUUGAGGAGGUGAUAUGUUUAACAGAAGCAGAAGCUGAUUUUCAGUCCAUGAACACCUUGAGUGGUUUGCCAGUGGCAGACCGAAGACACAGUUGGGAAAACUUCAAAAUAUUCAGCCCAAGAUACGCCUGUAUUCCACAUGCUUUCUUGUCAACAUCCUCCGAUCUAAUAAAUCUAAUUGUAUCGGUUGAAGACACGGGCACAGGGAUCCCCCAAGGUGCCCAAUCGCGCGUAUUCACCCCUUACAUGCAGGUUGGUUCUUCAACUUCACGUGUUCAUGGAGGCACCGGCAUUGGAUUAAGCAUCAGCAAGUGUUUGGUUGGUCUCAUGAAGGGAGAAAUCGGUUUUGUGAGUGAACCAAAUGUGGGUUCCACCUUCACCUUCACUGCAGUCCUCACAAGAGGCCAUGCAAACUCCGGUGAGUACAAAUCACGGGAGUUUCAAGGAAUGCGAGCAUGGGUGGUAGAUCACAGGCCAUCUCGUGCUAAGGUGGCAAGAUAUCAUCUUCGAAGGCUUGGAAUUCAUGUUGAACUUGUCACUGAUCUCUAUCAAGCUUUUCUGAGGCUAAUGAAUAAUGGAAAGUCUGUUGUCAACAUGAUGCUUAUUGACAAGGAGGCUUGGCCAAGGGAUGCUGAUCUUUGGCCUCUUCUUAUCAAUGUAUUGAAAAUGGGGAACCAGUCCUCAAUGCCAAAACUUUUUCUCUUGGAUAAUCCUACAAGCUUUACAAAGACCAAGUCCUCAAACUCUUUGGAAAGUAUUCUGACAGUGAUCACAAAACCCCUCAGAGCAAGUAUGCUUGCAGUUCAUUUGAGACGAGCAAUGGGCCUCGGAGAAAAAGAAAGCUUCGGGAAUGGGGAUAUUCCUCGUUCGUCUUUAUGUAAUCUUCUUGACGGUAAGCAUAUUCUAGUUGUGGAUGACAAUAAAGUGAAUCUUAGAGUAGCUGCUGGCGCUCUGAAGAAAUAUGGGGCAGAGGUAACCUGUGCUGAUAGUGGCAAAGAGGCGAUCAAGCUGCUGGAACCACCCCACAAAUUCGAUGCCUGUUUCAUGGAUAUUCAGAUGCCAGAAACAGAUGGCUUUGAAGCUACUAGGAUUAUUCGUAAAAUGGAAAGUGAUGCAAAUGACCGCAUAAAUCAUGGAGAAGCAGAUCUUGGCAAUGCAUUGCGCUGGCAUGUACCGAUAUUAGCCAUGACUGCAGAUGUAAUUCAGGCCACACAGGAAGAAUGCAGGAAAUGUGGAAUGGAUGGUUAUGUCUCAAAACCAUUUGAAGGAGAACAAUUGUACAGAGAAGUAACUCGAUUUUUCAAUUGACUGCUAAAACAAGUCGAUAGCAUAGAUAAAUCUUCGCUUCACAAUACAAAAGGAACUCACUGUAUAACACAAAGGACAAUGAGACAUCAUACUUGGAUAAACCACCACCAACUCUUGACAUGCUUUAUAGUUUGCUUCACAGAGUUUGAAAUUUGGAAGCAAAACAAGCAUUUGGGGGUGAUAUUAUUCCUUUUCAUGGCUUCUUCUAACUUUUGUUUGAAGUAUAUGAGUUGGAUAUCUGUAAGUAAGAGCUCAUAAACUGCUGCAAUGGAGAUCCACUGUUUGAUUGUGAUACCAAUGUCCUUUGACAUGUAUAGUAAGGCUGGAGAUUUGCGAGAGAUUUUUCUUCUUUCUUUUUUAUCCCCUUCGUAUCCAUUUUAUUUUUUUGUUUCCACAGAAUACAAAGAGUGUACAGAUGUGAGUAAUUUACAAACUUAUGGUUUGUUUGUUGGAAAUGUGAUAAUUGAUGUUAAAGUUCUUCAAUGAAGGCAAGCGUGGUUGUACAUUGAACA